Trichechus manatus latirostris (Florida manatee) is the source of this 3878-nucleotide messenger RNA. RefSeq names its product TSPY like 4 (gene TSPYL4). The coding region runs from base 259 to 1485 and encodes 408 amino acids. The record is from RefSeq and is a predicted model, not a curated record. Gene Ontology annotation, cellular component: chromatin; nucleus. The transcript has a single exon. Gene Ontology annotation, molecular function: histone binding; chromatin binding. Gene Ontology annotation, biological process: nucleosome assembly. NCBI's taxonomy places the organism in Eukaryota, Metazoa, Chordata, Mammalia, Sirenia, Trichechidae.
UUCCAGACUGACUAAAUUCACAUUUUUUUAAUAUGAAAACAAAGGAAUACGUUAGGAUGACAAGCGCAAUGGGGGAGGGGAGACGCGCGUUCUCGCGCGGUUGUAAGAUGCGACAGCCCUGACGUCACCCGUUGCCAUGGAAGAAUCAGCCAAAGACGAAAAGAAGGGUGGCGCGAAGGGGCUCAUUGGGGAGGAGCGCGGCUUCCACAGAGGACAAGGACAAGGGACGCUCCUCUCGCUGGUCUGACUUCUAUCAAAAUGAGUGGCCUGGAUGGGGGCGAUAAGCUCCCUUGCGCUAAAAACCGUGACCUCGCUACUCCUGACCAUGCCGCGGGAGACUCAGACCCACAUCAGUACCGGAGUCUCCGAAGGGAAGCCGAUGUGACACAGGUGAUGGCGGACAUGGCUGGUGUCACCUUGGAGACCGCCGCAGAUUCUCUCGACUGUGGCUUCGCGCUCCGCUUUCGAGUUCCUAUUAAUCGCAACCAGGCUGCGGCCAAAGUCGGGCAGGAAAAAGCUCCACCUCCCGCAGGACGCCCGAAAGCGGCCUCUGCCUCUGCGGCAUUUGACCACAGCCUGAAAAAUGGCCGUCUCGGUGGAGAGCUGCGCAGCCCUGCAGGGGAGAAGGCCCUAGAAGCCUGUGGCGCAGUAGGGUUGGGGUCUCAGAUGAUGGCUGGGGGGAAGGCCAAGGAAGUGACGACUAAAAAGUGCGCCAUCUCAGUGGCAGCGGAAAAGAAGAGAGAAGCGGAGGGGGUGGCAGAGGGAAAGAAGGUGGUACAGAAGGAAAGAAAGGCAGGAGGGGAGAUGAAAGAGGAGAAAGGGGCCAGAGUACCGAAGGUCAAUAACUGCAUGGACUCGCUGGAGGCCAUCGAUCAGGAGCUGUCAAACGUAAACGCCCAGGCUGACCGGGCCUUCCUUCAGCUGGAGCGCAAGUUUGGCCGGAUGCGCAGGCUCCAUAUGCAGCGCAGGAGCUUCAUCAUCCAGAAUAUCCCAGCGUUCUGGGUCACUGCCUUUCGGAACCACCCCCAGCUAUCACCGAUGAUCAGUGGCCAAGAUGAAGAUAUGAUGAAGUACAUGAUCAAUUUGGAGGUGGAGGAGCUGAAACACCCAAGAGCCGGCUGCAAAUUCAAGUUUAUCUUUCAAUGCAACCCCUAUUUCCGAAAUGAGGCGCUCGUCAAGGAAUACGAACGCAGAUCCUCUGGCCGAGUUGUGUGUCUUGCCACUCCAAUCCGAUGGCACCGGGGCCAAGACCCCCAGACCCACGUCCACAGGAACCAGGAUGGAAACACUAUCCACAGCUUCUUCAGCUGGUUCUCAGACAACAACCUCCUAGAAUUCGACAAGAUUGCCGAGAUUAUCAAAGAGGAACUGUGGCCCAAUCCCCUGCAAUACUACCUGAUGGGUGAAGGUGCCCGCAGAGGAAUGCGAGGCCCAGGAAGGCAGCCAGUGGAGAAUCCCAUGUCCUUCAGGUUCCAGUCCGGCUAACUCCUGCCCUUGUGAGAAGCUCCUUAACAAGUUUCCUUACCACCUCCUCUUGGACCUAUGCUUAGCCAACAGCAUGCAAUCUUCUAUCUGCUUUCUCUUCAUACUGGAUUGUUGUUUGGUUUUUCUAAAUCUUCAACAGUCAGUUGCAAGAUUGUCUCUGUGUCUGUGCUCUUCUGCUUCCUGUCAGCCUUCACUGCUUUUCUGCAACAUGUUCCUAGCCCAUGGCCUACCACCACUUUGUGCCAACCACAUGAUGCUGUAGAUAUGCACUGCCUUCCUUUGCAUGGCUUGGACCCUGUCUGUGGCUGUGGUCUUCUCCCGGUUUUUUAUGUGAUUAACUACAAGAAAUGCACAAGGAAGCUUGAUGGUCUUUGCACACAACUAGUUGGACUUCAUGCUUUAUGCUGACUGUGCUCCUGAAACCCAUGCCCUCCUUGGCAAGCUUUUGCAUUUCACCACUGCAAGAUGAAGCUAAUAUGGAUGAUGCCAGCCGUCGACCCAAACUGGACAAUCCAGGCCUCCAUCAACUGAAUUUCAGCUGCCUCCUUUGGCCCAUGCCGUCUACCUUGCUGGUUAUGUGGCAGAACAGGCAGGUGGCUAGUAGGUGGCUGCUAAGCAUGAAUGAGGUGAAGGACAAGAAGCGUUCUCUGUUUUUACAUUGGUUUUUCUGUGCCUCAGUCACCCUUCAUCAUGACCAGCUACUGGUGAGUCUAUGAAGGUCUGUGCUAUGGUCCACCCCUACCUGCUCUCACUUUUCUGGGUGAGCUUUGCCUAGGCCACCACUGUUUGCCUCCGCAGUACUGUCUGUGGACCCAGGCUCCCAGCCAGUACACAGGAAAACAUCUUCUCCACCCCCUCAACCUUAAAUGAUUAUCCAUAAACCCACUCUGCUGUCAGGCAGGUUGUGCAGUCAUAUGUGACAAUGCCCAAAGCAAGGGGGGAAUGGGGUCCCUUCCAGCAGCAGCCAUUCUGAGCCCCAGCCAACGAACCACACUUAGUCAUGGCAACUUUGUUAGGUGCCACCCUCAUCUCCCCUCCUGCACCUACUCUAAACAUGACAAGGGUGCCAGGAAGGAAAGAGUGCCACUGAGAAAGAGGUAUCUCUGGUCUGCGGAGCCCGUUACGCCUAUCUUUCUCUCUCUAAAGAAGCUACAACUCAGAAACAGAAAAUAAAACUGGGAAAGUAGGCCUUUUUUGUAAUUUGCUGUCCUCUUGAUCAUGUCCAGAGGGAGAAAGACAUACUGUAAAAUAGACUUCAGCUCUCUUAGUGCCCUCUUCUGCCCCCAUGCCUCCACCUCAUUUCCUUUAGCAAGGCCUGAAAGUUUCAAAGGGAGACCUAUAGGUUAAUUGCUUAGUUAGGAGCAGUGUUCUUUUAGGCUAACUUUGACAACCUCACCCCUUUUCCUUAUCCGUUAUCCCAAAACCUCCUGAAGGUUUCUUGAGCUUUAGUAUGAGAAACUGGGAGGAAAGAAAGAACAGAAGCAGAGCAGGAUGUGAUUUAAGGCAACUAAAGCUAGCUGUACUACAUUUUUCUAAACAUAGAAAUUCUCUUUUGGGCCUUGGACUACUUAGAGGUAUAAACCCCAAGGCAACAUUUUGUGGGUCACUCCAAGUUCUCUAGGCUAGGAAACGGAAUACAGGCUGAAUGUGCCUGCUUGAGAAUGAGCCUGGAAUUCUGCAGGGCCUGUGGGGGAGGGGAGGCCCCGGGGCUGUUUCCAGGUAGGGAUGGGAGAAUCAAAGGGGUUAGGGUUUUCCUCCAAUAUUCCCUAACUCCUUGCAUUCACCAGUAGAUUUUUGUAAAUAAAAAUGCAAGUCUUGAUAUUUUCUCUCUAUUGUUCUAGGAGUGCCCUUUUAUAUGUUGUAGAUUAGUGAUACAUGUUCCUAAUGUCACUGUUUUUGAGUAAAAUCCUAUUAAUUCCUUUCCCUGUAUUUGCGUACUGGGAAAAUUGAAGUUUACAGACCUUUUUGCUUGUAAUUGAGAACGUUCGCAAAAAUACCGAUUUUGUUUUCCUGUGCAGUAUGAAGACUUGUGUGAAUAUUCACUUAUAUAUCUGCUUGUUCUGGUCUCUGUUUAUCUAUAGAUCUAAUCGUAGAAAUAUAAUUCAAAUAAUGUGAUCCUUGCAGAGUCUGAAGAUUUUGGAAAUUGUUGCUAUGUCUUUUGAACGUAAUCUCAAAAAGAAAAAUAUAAUUGUUGUCUUACCUGAUAAUUUCUUGCCCUACUAGUAAUGUUGUACUUGACAUUUUAUGUUCCUAACCAGUGUAAGUACUUGUAGAAUUGCUGUCAAACUAGAUGAUUGUUAGCAUUGUUGUCUUCUCCUAUGUACUUGAAGGAAAAAUAAAGUCUGUUACUCUGUUACAUUUAUUUUCACCAAAAAAUAAAAGUAAAAAUAAAA